Molecule: messenger RNA, 303 nt
Organism: Cladophialophora bantiana CBS 173.52
Lineage: Eukaryota; Fungi; Ascomycota; Eurotiomycetes; Chaetothyriales; Herpotrichiellaceae
Exons: 1
Coding region: 1-303 (100 amino acids)
Source: RefSeq, a predicted model, not a curated record
AUGUUUACGCAGGAGAUGCGAUUUGCCAGUCGAGUGAUGGCGGUUCUCUCCGCGGCUGAGAGGAGUCAGGUUGUCGGCUAUGAUCACUUAGAGCAUCCUGAUAUGCCCAAUGGAUUUCCUCGUCCCGCAGAUGGAAGGAAUCUCGCGGGCGCAUAUCGAGAUAAUGCCAUUAUCCCCUACUGUGGACGAAAAGUUGUCAAAUUCUCGCAGCAAGCCCAAAAAACAAUCUGGGACUUGAUAAAGAGAUUUAUCGAUUUCCUCCCAGAAGGACCGUUGAAUGCAAAGAUGGACGAUGUGAGAUAG